Molecule: messenger RNA, 1062 nt
Organism: Didymodactylos carnosus
Lineage: Eukaryota; Metazoa; Rotifera; Eurotatoria; Philodinida; Philodinidae
Source: the annotation of a GenBank genome assembly
AUGUUACACCCAACCGAUUGUUCGGUCACUGGUAUCGAUGCCUUUUGUACAAUUUCCAUGGGCAAAGAUAAAUUUCUCACAGAUGUACGACAAAAAACCUGUUCACCUGAUUGGCAAGAACAAUGUGAUAUGCCAAUAUCUGAAGAUGCUGUUGUUAAAAUCACUGUUUAUCACAAACAUAAAACGGCCUUAUCAAAUGAAGAUUUUAUUGGACGAAUCUACAUAAAUCUAAGAGAUCUACAAGACUACGAAAAAGUACACACAAAUUGGUAUAAGUUAGUAAAUAAAGAUGGUAAAUUUGAUAAAGAUCGGGGAGAAGUCGAAGUGACUAUUCAAUUUUUUGCCAAAAAUGGUGCAACAGGAAGUGUAUUAGAUCUUAGUACAAAGAAAAAACAUCUAUCAUUAAAAGACAUCAAACAUUCAUUAGGUAAUAAACUGAAAACAGCGAAACAAAAGAAAAGUAAAUACAGUGCAGAAAAUCAGUUAGCUGAACAGCGCAGUCGAUUAGGUGGCGAUGGAUCCCAAUCAGGUCGAGAUUUUCUGGAUGAUUCUGUAUCAGAGGGUACAGCCUCAUUUGCUGGCUCUCACAUGUCAUUGAACAGUGCAUCAUUUGAUGAUCGACCAAAAAAGGUAUGUAUUUGCUUACUUGUUGAUUAUUAGUAUCAUUAGAUAUCAAAAAGUUGCGCAAGAUAAACGUGCAAGCAACUCUCAAUUCACUUUUGUUUGUAGACGAUGUCUUUAAACAGAAAUAAUGAUGUAAGUUUUAUUGAUUUUAUUUUGUCAGGAUUAUGUAUAUUAACAGCAUGCUAUUCUUUUAUCCUUUUCGCCCAAACUAUCUAUCCGCAUGCCCAUAUUUUGUGUUUUUGUAAAUUGCAUGGUGAUAUGUAGAAAUAAAAUUGAAUUUGUUAUAUAAACUUGACAUCAUAAUAUCAAUAUCAUCAAGUAACCCGUUCAUUUCCGAUUUUUGUUUGAGUUAAAUUUCUUUAUAAGUCUUAAACGACGCAAGAUAUUAACAUGCGGUUUUCAACAUUCGAUAGCCAAUACUUUAAGCUAUGUUUUCAU